AUGAAAACCGGAUACGGCCUGGGUGCGGGCGACCUGGGAUACUUGGGCUACGGUUCGAAGCCCUACUCAUCGCUAACUUACCUCGGCAGCUCCAAAGGAUACAAUUCCGCUGCAGGUGGAUUGAGAACGAAAAGUGCAUUCGACAAGGACUCGUCCAUAAUGUCCAAAGUGAAGAAACCGAAAAUAAGGAAAACGUCGGCUGACAAAAUCGAGACACCGUUGUACAAGAAGAAAACCUUCGACUUUACCGACUACGCGUACCGCGAGGCGGUGAAUCGGCUAAAGUUUCUGCUGACCGAGGCGUACGAGCCAACGAAGGUUGCUACCUCUUUCUACUACCGCGGUGUUGACGAUGGCAAAUCGGAAGUGUCCGACAAUCAAUCGGGCAUCGUUGAGCGGCCAUCGCUGACGGAUGUUUCGAAGUACUUUCCGCAACGUUACGGCGGAACGCUCGCACGCAGGUACAGCUUUCUCAGCAAGGACGUGUCGUCCGGCGGGCCGCAACCAGUGGUACCGGCGGGAGCCGGAGCGCUAAAGCCAGCCAUCUCCGGGCUGGAAGUUGCUCAACCUCCGCCGGAGCUGUUGGGAUUCAUCGAGAAGCAGGAGGGCUACAUCGAGCAGUUGGAGCGCGAGUCGCAGUAUUGCAGGGAGGAACUCUCGACGCUGCUGAAGAAAGUGAAGGAUGUGGUGUCGGAAAACGAAGCCCUAACUGAUCGAUCGCGGUCGAAAGCACUGUACCAGCUCGAUUCGUCCGAGAGCGAAGACGUCGACUAUGAUCGCGCACGCGCCAAAGGCAAAUCGCUGUCGGGACCGAGCAUCGUGUUCGAGUCGCGCAUCAGUGAGCUGGAGGCACAGCUGGCCCAAUCGCAGAUCGAUCUGAAGAAGCUGUUUGCCGAGAACGAGGAGAACAAGCACAAGCUGCUGCACGGUGCAAGCGACGUAGGCAACGCGGACGCCUACCGGAAACAGGUGGAGAAUCUGCAACGCGAUAAACAGAGCCUGGAAGAAACGGUACGCAAGCUGCAGCUCUCGAUCGAUCAGCUUAAGGACUCGGAGGCGUGCAACUUUAGCAAGUCGCAGAGAAGUCGGGACUUGAUCGAGCAGGUGGCUUUCGAGCGAAACCAGGGCGAGAUCGAAAUUCGACGGCUCAAGGAUGAGCUAGAGCGUCAGCACGAGCGCGUACGGGAGGUACAGCACGAGAUGGCCAAGCGAAUUGCGGAUGAGCGUGCGAAUGCCGAGCGCCGUUACACCUUUCACGUCGAUCAACUCGGUGGCGACCUGAGCAGCCAGUGGGAGCACGCCACCAAACUGCAGCUGGAGGUGGAGCGGAUGAAGCGCGGUGAGUCAGACUGUAAGCGCGAGCUGGCCCAAAAGAGCUCCCAAAUCGACGAGCUGAAGCUGGAGCUAAAGAACAAAACGGCGAUCUUCAUGUCCGAUCUCAACCAGGCGAGCGCCGAGAAGCAGUCGUUGGAGCAGGAAAUUACUUCACUCAGACUCCAGUUGGAGCGAGCUGAGCGGCAGUCGAAGGUAGAAGUUUCUCGUUUGAACGCCGAAAUAACGUCGCUUCGUCAGCGCCUUGACCGGGCCGAUGCCGACCUGCUACACUCGAAGCGGGAAAAUCUCAAACUCGGCGACGAGGUGGCAUCGCUGGAGAAGGAGCUAACUCUGGGGGAGCUGAAUAGGGAAACGAGACCCUCCAAAGAGCUGGCGAAAAUAAUUUCGGACAUGGAAAACAAGCAUGCGGCCACCGUUUCCGAACUCGAGGGCAUGGUACAAGAUCAAAAACAGCUCAUGGAAAAACUAACUGCAGAAUGCAAAAGCUUGACGCACAAGUUAGAGGACACCACACAGAAGCAUAAAGAGGAGAAACUAGAGCUACGCCGAACGAAUUCCGAACUGAUGGAGCGCUUGAAGCAAAUCUGGACCAAUUACAAACAGAUCAGUCCAGCGUUUCGGAAGUCGAGCGCUGCGAGUUCCGGUGCCGAUGACGUACCGGAACCAGCGAAGGCUGCCGAUCAAGAGCGACGGACAAACGAUAAGCUCCAAACGUCGGAUCUAGGCCCGGAAGUACUGCAUCCCGAUAUCCCAAUGCAAACAACGGACGAACCAGCAUCGAUGAUACGGCCGCUACCAAGUACGGCGCUACUGUGGGAGGCAAAUCAUCUCGACCGGAGUCUCGAACAUCCGAUCGACAGCAGUACACCGCUCCGACGCAACCACCGCCACUGUCCCGAAACAACUCCGUCGUGGACUACGGCGAGCCCAAGGGAGAGAGGCGAAGCGAGUCACGGCUGUCGCGCAGCUCGGUCACCAACGAGGAUGGCCCGAAUGGUGGUGGCCCCGGGCGUUCCGGAGCCACCUCGAAGGAGCCAGAGUAUGGACGUGCUGAGCAGGAGCGUUCGUCCAGAGCCAGCGAUUCCACUAAACCGGACAGCGCCGGAGGUGGAGCGUCGGGAAGUAGUGGCCGAUUGUCGCGAGAAUCCGUCGCUGACCAACGAGCUUCGCGGCAAUCGAUGCAGUCAUCAGUUGCCGGAUCCCAGGGUACCGGCUAUGGACAGGAUCCGAUGCAGUACGCCGCAGCAGACGCUCAGCUCCAGCAGCAGCAGCAACAGCAGUAUGGAGAUUUCGCCUACCAGCAACAGCAACCAGCAACGGAUCAGCAGUACCAGAUGCUCGACGACCAGUCAGCGGCCGCAGCAUUCGGCGAUGGAGCCACAACCGGAUACGAUCCCUCGCAGCAACAGUACGAAGGAUACGGUGGCCAGCAGUACGAGCAGCAACAGCAAGCAUAUGACCAGCAGCAGUACCAAGGCUAUCAGCAAUCAUAUGACACACAGCAGUACGCCCCUGAGCAAGUUUAUGAUGAAUCAAGCUACGUCACCGGAACUGGCGGCACUUCCGUGCAACAGCAGCACCAACAGCCUCCUGCACCACCCGCACCAACCGUUGCCCCAAUAUCACAGCCCCCUGCCCAAGUAUCUCAAGCACCACCAGCCCCAGCACCAUCAGCCGCACCGACUUCCACCGUACCAACCGGAAGCGGGAAACAGUCCGCAGGCGGGAAGCCUACAGGAUCAGUGGAACCCAAGGAGAGCAACCGAACGGUGGGGAGCACCCGUGCCUCCUCUCGAACAGGCACAAACGGACAGCGAUACAAACAGCCGUCGGGCGCUGGACGGUAAGCCCCACCUGUGCUGCAACAGCUUGCCGCGGCAGCAGCAACCCUGGAACUGUGACUUCCAGCCUAUCAACAGCUACCCUCAACUGUGCAUCAGCAGCCCCAGUCUGUUCGGUAGCAGCCCCGACCUAAGCCUUACACCUUCUCCCACGUCAACUGUGCUUCAAAAUUACGAUGUGGCCAGUCCCAACCCGCGCUAA
Molecule: messenger RNA, 3378 nt
Organism: Anopheles bellator
Lineage: Eukaryota; Metazoa; Arthropoda; Insecta; Diptera; Culicidae
Exons: 10
Coding region: 1-3378 (1125 amino acids)
Biological process (GO): centrosome cycle; tube formation; establishment of cell polarity
Cellular component (GO): centrosome; centriole
Source: RefSeq, a predicted model, not a curated record